Messenger RNA from Hypanus sabinus (Atlantic stingray), 5066 nucleotides. RefSeq names its product SREK1-interacting protein 1 (gene srek1ip1). Lineage: Eukaryota; Metazoa; Chordata; Chondrichthyes; Myliobatiformes; Dasyatidae. Bases 44 to 595 code for a protein of 183 amino acids. The transcript has 5 exons. The record is from RefSeq and is a predicted model, not a curated record. Gene Ontology annotation, molecular function: nucleic acid binding; zinc ion binding.
UUCAGGAGAUGGCAGUACGCGGAGAAAGCCGUCCUGAAAGCAAAUGACUUCCAAGACUUAUCAUUCAGAAAAAUAUAUUAUUUGUCGAAGAAAGAUAACUUCCUUUAAUCAUAUUUUAUAUUCUGAAGAUAAUGGCCCAAAUAAAGACAGUAUCCGAGCAGGAUGCAAGAAAUGUGGAUAUCCUGGCCAUCUAACUUUUGAGUGUCGAAAUUUUGUUCGUGUGGAUCCUAAAAAAGAUAUUGUUUUGGAUGUCAGUAGUACCAGCAGUGAGGACACUGAAGAGGAAGAAGAACUUAAGCAAUUGCAGGAAAUUAUUAAUGAAAAAGAAACAAUACCAGAUGAUGAGAAGAAGCAAGAUCAUCACAAGAAGAAAAGGAAAGAUAAAAGAGGUGAACAAAGAAAAAGAUCCCGUUCAUGCAGUGAAGACAGAAGUGAAAAAAGGAGCAGGAAACAUCACGUUAUUAAGAAGAAAAAGAAAAAUAAGAAACGAAAACACAGAAGUCACAAGCAUCACCAGAAAGUUAAGAAGAAAAAGGACCAAGCCACUUCUUCAUCGUCAUCAGAAAGUUCCAGUUCCUCUUCUGAUAGUGAUUGACUAAUUCCAUACACUUUUCCAGUCCCAGAUCCGUAACAGAAGGCAGUUUGUUUUUAAAUGCUUUUCUGUGUGGUGGGGAAUGACUCCCAAUUUCAUGAAUAUUUCUUUGCAAAUUAUUCAAAUUUAUAAGAAAUAUAUAGCUUACUCCAGUGGAAGUUUUGUUUGUCAUUUUCUUUCUUUGCUGAAUUGUACAUGGAAAAUGUUUGAAUAGUUUACAAUGUCACUUGUUGAAAACUCAAAUAACCAUUAAUACAGAAGGAUUACCGUUUGAUACCUCAAAGUCAGUAUUUGAUCCAUUACACAGACUAUAUAAUGCACUCAAACAAAUAUUUUUAGAAAUUCAGUAUGUCUUUUUGGACAGCUUUCCAAUACAAUCAAUAUAAUCAUUGGAUUUAUCUCUACGCAUAGAAAUAUAGUAUGGAACUGUUCUUUAUGUAACAGUCUUACAGUUUAUUGACAUUUCCCUGCUUAUUUUUAAAUAGAUAUAUUUCUAUGAAUGUAUAUAACUCAACUGAUUCAAUUUAACUCUGACAUCUUUUUGUAAUAGCCUAAUUCUGACUGACUUGCCUGACAAAACUUCCUCAGUAAUUUGUCUUUCCUUAAAGAUCAGUUCCAAUAAUAUAUGAUACAUUUUUGACUGUAGGGUCAAUUUUAAGACAUUUGGAGUAAACUGCAGUAAAUUAUUUGUUACCCUAUUUUAUAAGCAAUGCCACACAAUAAUAUUCAAUAAGAAAAUAAUUAUGAAAUAAUGUUUCAAAACAUUCUGUUCUAUCUGUUGUAAGCAAAUUUAUUUUUUUAAUAUACAUAGCUAGUUAAUGUAAAUUUGGUCUUUACUGGUGUAUAAUAAUUGCUCUGUUGUAUUAAGUAAAUUAUUAUUUGUACCCAAGAAAUGGUAUUCAUAGACAUGGCAAAGUGAACAGUAUUUUUGAGGGGAGGCAGAAUAUUUUUCUCAGGCCAAUCUGGCAUAGAGUGUCAGAAGGUUUUUAUUGUCAAAGCUUUAGAAUUGCUUUGGCCCAUUGUUGCUUUAUUAUCAUAGUCAGAAUAAUUCCACUGUUACCACAAUAUAGAUCAAUUUCACUACAGUUUCCACUCCCUGUCUGCAGUAUUUAUCCAUUUCCUGUAAGUGCCUGAAGCUUUUCAUCCUUAUGAUCUCUAGUUCUAGAUGCCUCCAGCAGGGGAAAUAUAAAAUACAUUCCGUAAAGUUCCAUCAGAACCUUGUAUAUUUCAGUGAGGUUCAAUCUUUCUUAGUAAUUUAGCCCUCUAUUCCAGAAAUCCUUCAAAUGAAACUGCUCUCCAUUGACGUUGACACAAGGGGCAGAAAACGCUGGUGAGAGUUGUGUACAGGCCACCUAACAGUAGUGGUGAGGUUGGGGAUGGCAUUAAAUAGGAAAUUAGAAAUGCGUGCAAUAAAGGAACAGUAGUUAUAAUCUACAUAUAGAUUGGGUGAACCAAAUUGGUAAGGGUGCUGAGGAAGAGGAUUUCUUGGAAUGUAUGCGGGAUGGUUUUCUGAACCAACAUGUCGAGAAACCAACUAGAGAGCAGGCCAUUCUAGAUUGGGUAUUGAGCAAUGAGGAAGGGUUAGUUAGCAAUCUUGUCGUGCGAGGCCCCUUGGGUAAGAGUGACCAUAAUCUGGUGGGAUUCUUCAUUAAGAUGGAGAGUGACAUAGUUAAUUCAGAAACAAAGGUUCUAAAUUUAAAGAAGGCUAUCUUUGAGGGUAUGAGACGUGAAUUAGCUUAGACUGGCAAAUAAUACUUAAAGGGUUGAUGGUGGCAAGCAUGGCAAGCAUUUAAAGAUUGCAUGGAUGAACUACAACAAUUGUUCAUCCCAGUUUGGCAAAAGAAUAAACCAGGGAAGGUAGUGCACUCGUGGCUGACAAGGGAAAUUAGGGAUAGUAUCAAGUCCAAAGAAGAAACAUAUAAAUUAGCGAAAAAAAGCAGCGCACCUGAGGACUGGGAGAAAUUCAGAGACCAGCAGAGGAGGACAAAGGGCUUAAUUAGGAAAGGGAAAAAAGCUGGCAGGGAACAUAAAAACUGACUGUAAAAGCUUUUAUAGAUAUGUGAAAAGAAAAAGAUUGGUCAAGAGAAAUGUAGGUCCUUUACAGUCAGAAACAGGUGAAUUGAUCAUAGGGAACAAAGACAUGGCAGACCAAUUGAAUAACUACUUUGGUUCUGUCUUCACUAAGGAGGACAUAAGAAAUCAUCCGGAAAUAGUAAGGAACCGAGGGUCUAGUGAGAUGGAGGAACUGAGGGUCUAGUGAGAUGAGGAACUGAGGAACUUCCCUACAUGUUAGUAGGGAAGUGGUGUUGGAUAAAUUGAAGGGAUUAAAGGCAGAUAAAUUCCCAGGGCCAGAUGGUCUGCAUCCCAGAGUGCUCAAGGAAGUAGCCCAAGAAAUAGUGGAUGCAUUAGUGAUAAUUUUUCAAAACUCCUUAGAUUCUGGAUUAGUUCCUGACAAUUGGAGUGUGGCUAAUGUAACCCCACUUUUUAAAAAAGGAGGGAGAGAGAGACCGGGGAAUUAUAGACCGGUUAGUCUGACCUCGGUGAUGGGGAAAAUGCUAGAGUUGGUUAUCAAAGAUGUGAUAUCAGCACGUUUGGAAACAGGUGAAAUCAUCAGACAAAGUCAGCAUGGAUUUAUGAAAGAAUUUUUUGAAGAUGUAACCAGUAGAGUGGAUAGGGGAGAGCCAGUGGAUGUGGUAUAUUUAGAUUUUCAAAAGGCUUUUGACAAGUUCCCACACAGGAGAUUAGUGCGCAAACUUAAAGCACACGGUAUUGGGGAUAUGGUAUUGAUGUGGAUAGAGAAUUGGUUGGCAGACAGGAAGCAAAGAGUGGGAGUAAACGGGACCUUUUCAUAAUGGCAGGCAGUGACUAGUGGGGUACCGCAAGGCUCAGUGCUGGGAACCAAGUUUGCAAUAUAUAUUAAGGAUUUAGACGAGGGAAUUAAAUGCAGCAUCUCCAAGUUUGCAGAUGACACAAAGCUGGGCGGCGGUGUUAGCUGUGAAGAGGAUGCAGGGUGACUUGGAUAGGUUAGGUGAGUGGGCAAAUUCAUGGCAGAUGCAAUUUAAUGUGGAUAAAUGUGAGGUUAUCCACUUUGGUUGCAAGAACUGGAAAACAGAUUAUUAUCUGAACGGUGGCCGAUUAGGAAAAGGGGAGAUGCAACGAGACCUGGGUGUCAUCGUACACCAGUCAUUGAAGGUGGGCAUGCAGGUACAGCAGGCUGUGAAAAAGGCAAAUGGUAUGUUGGCAUUCAUAGCAAAUGGAUUUGAAUACAGGAGCAGGGAGGUUCUACUGCAGUUGUACAAGGCCUUGGUGAGACCACACCUAGAAUAUUGUGUGCAGUUUUGGUCCCCUAAUCUGAGGAAAGACAUUCUUGCCAUAGAGGGAGUACAGAGGAGGUUCACCAGAUUGAUUCCUGGGAUGGCAGGACUUUCAUAUGAAGAAAGACUGGAUCGACUAGGCUUAUACUCACUGGAAUUUAGAAGGUUGAGGGGGGAUCUUAUUGAAACGUAUAAAAUUCUAAAGGGAUUGGACAGGCUAGAUGCAGGAAGAUUGUUUCCGAUGUUGGGGAAGUCUAGAAUGAGGGGUCACAGUUUAAGGAUAAAGGGGAAGCCUUUUAGGGCCAAGAUGAGGAAAAACUUCUUCACACAGAGAGUGGUGAAUCUGUGGAAUUCUCUGCCACAGGAAACAGUUGAGGCCAGUUCUUUGGCUAUAUUUCAGAGGAAGUUAGAUAUGGCCCUUGUGGCUAAAGGGAUCAGGGGGUAUGGAGAGAAAGCAGGUACAGGGUUCUGAGUUGGAUGAUCAGGCAUGAUCAUACUGAAUGGUGGUGCAGGCUCGAAGGGCCGAAUGGCCUACUCCUGCACCUAUUCUAUGUUUCUAUGACAGUGGUUUAUUAGAAUAAUUUCUUGGAUGGAGUUUGUAGUAUUGAAGUGUGAUCUCGUUAGUAUCCUGAAUUCUUGAAGCAAGUGUUCCCUACAUCUGUGCACCACAGCUCUUGCAAUAAAGUUCAAUAGUCCAUUUGCCUUCAUUAUAUGUAAAAUUUGGUUCUUAGGUGUGUGGUUUAUUAAAAACUCAUUAUCUGGGAUUUGAUAGUCAGGAUUGAAGUGAUGGUGCUCACUGCUAAUCUUGAAAGGUAGUAAUAUCUGUAGUUGAAAUUUUCUCCUCUCUAGCAUAUUAGUGUCAGUCAUCAGUUCAUGGAGAAUUCUGGCAUCUGUCAAUAAUGACAUAAUCAGAUAAACCUGCAAGUUAAAUAUAUUAAAGAAUUUUUAUGCAGCAGAUAAAAUUAAAAGUCAUUUUGGUAUAUUUUAGCAGACAUUGGGAUAUAAUGUUUCUUUCAAAUGAAGUCAAUUUUGUUUUAAUAUGGAAAUUAAUGUACCUGUACAUAAAACAAGAACAUGAGCAUUUUCUAAGUGUUAAUUAUGUAAUUAUAUCAAUCUGCUUAAAGCAUACAUUAAAAUUGUCUUCUGGGUAUUUUGCUGCA